AUGCCAGUCCGCCUGGUGUGCACUGGCGAGGCGUACAUAUUUCUUCGCAUCCCUGAUAAUGACCCUUCCGCAGUUCUCUACUACCUGUCCGUGCCGGAGGAGGACGUCGGGCCAACCAUGGGACGGGCAGGUGACCUGUAUGAUGACAACAGCCUGCUUUCGACCACAAUAGGCCAGUUAUUGGCUUUCCCCGAGGCCCUAGUGGAUAGCGGUGGUAGCGGUGCGUACAUCUAA
Penicillium oxalicum is the source of this 234-nucleotide messenger RNA. RefSeq lists its product as uncharacterized. NCBI's taxonomy places the organism in Eukaryota, Fungi, Ascomycota, Eurotiomycetes, Eurotiales, Aspergillaceae. The coding region runs from base 1 to 234 and encodes 77 amino acids. The record is from RefSeq and is a predicted model, not a curated record. The transcript has 2 exons.